UGCACUUUCCAGAGAAGCCCACGGCAGAUGCUUAUCCAAACUGCGCUCCCUUGCAGGCACGCAGGGCAGGUGCAGAAUGCGCCCCAGCCAUUCCUCUGCUGGGCGGCCUGCCCUGCCCAUCCUCUCACAUACUUUCCCUUUGUGGGACCCGGAUGUUGAGAAGGAGAACCUUCCUCCUUUCCUCCGCCAUCGUGGUGAGCGUCCCUGACUCUUCCUCGCCAUGUCUUCUCCCAAGAGCUUCAGAAUCAAGAGAUUCCUGGCCAAAAAAACAAACAAAAAAACCCGCCCCAUUCCACAAUGGAUUUGGAUGAAAACUGGUAAUAAAAUCAGGUAUAACUCCAAGAGGAGACAUUGGAGAAGAACCAAGCUGGCUCUACGGGGAACGGCACAUGAAUGGCUGGCACACAUAUUUCUGCUGUCUCGAUUGUCACCAUCAUCUGUAUAGCUGGACGUGUCUGAUUAGGGCUGUGACCAGUGGGCUGGUUCAGUAGUAAAUAUGUGAGACCUCUAGAAAAAAGAAAACAAAAGGAGAACAUGUGUUCUAUCCAGAACAGUUCUGAAAAGCAGAGAGGGACUUUCUCAUCUGAAACUGUGGUUGGCUGGGAAGAAGCUCACUUGAUCAGAGAGCAGCAGGCUCCCUGGGGGAAGUUUGUCACCAAAGUAAAAGCAGCUGCAUUUCUCCCUUCACUCGUUUCUUCUGUUAAGCGUUUUUCUUUUUUAUCAAUGAGUGUUUAUUGGCGUCUGCUUUGAAUUCGCUUCUGUGCUACAGACUUCAGGUAGGAGACAGAACAAGUG
Oryctolagus cuniculus (rabbit) is the source of this 795-nucleotide messenger RNA. The record is from RefSeq and is a predicted model, not a curated record. NCBI's taxonomy places the organism in Eukaryota, Metazoa, Chordata, Mammalia, Lagomorpha, Leporidae.